AUGUUGAACAUAAACGGAAUAACAAUUCUCCUAAUAUUUUUAUGUUAUCAAAAUGGAUUCGUUACAAGUGACAUUUCACCUUUUUUGAGUUACGUUGGCGAUUAUGAAAUCAAUUCGACGGUCUUACCGAACAAUUCAAUAUCAGUUACAGUCAAGGAAUAUUAUUUGAGUGAAAGAAUUGCAGAAGAUUACUUUGGUGCCCUUUUGACAUGCCAAUCUGAUGGAAUGGAACUUGUAAAUGUUGAAUCCACAAAAGAAAGUCAGAAUUUAGCAAGAAUAGCAGUAAACAGACCACACAAAUUCUAUGAAGGAAUAUUUAUGAGCUCGAAUUCCUCUUCAAAGUCUAAUGAGGAUGAAUGUUUAUCAUUUUCAGCUCCAAAAACUUUAAAGUUGCCUAUUAAAGCAGUUUCAUGUGGGGUUGAACUGAAUUUCAUGUGUGAAGUUAUCAAAGUUCAAACUUAUGACAACACAAGAAACAUUACAUCGACUGACGAAGUUGAAUCAGCAAAAGUGAUUGACAAUAUUUUUACUUAUCUCGGCGAAACUGAAAUCAUCAAGGACGAAGAAGAUGACAAUUCGGAAACUGUGAAAAACAAAACUAUAAAAUAUUAUUUGAGUAAAGGCUUACAAGUAACACCGAAUGAAGCUUCAAUUGUUUGCAAAAGUUUCAACAUGAAUCUUGCAUCACCACACAGUCAAGUUGAAUUUAAUGAGUUCAUGACCGUAUUAAAUAGUUAUUGUCAUCGUAACUCCAAUUGUAAAAGAGUUGAAUGGGAAAAUGCAUUCAUAGCUGGUUAUCGAUCAAGAGAGAACGAAGCAGAGUGGCACGUUUCUGGGAAGCUAGUAGAAUAUCAGGGAAUCAUUGAUAACACAAAACCUAAUAAUAAGAACUUUUAUGAUGACUUCAAAGAAGAUUGUUUGGGUGUUGAUUUUAACAAUCUCCAUAGAAGUUAUCUUUCUAUUAUUUCAAUUUCUUGCUAUAUUAUGCGUCCAUUUAUUUGUGAAGCCGUCGACAGUGAGAAUUCCACAGCUGACGAAAAAUUUAUCACUAAUAAGGAAGGAGUUUUUAAGCCUUUAACUGAAAACGAAAAUGCAUCAAAUUUUGCGAAGUCCCUUUACGUCAGCACCGUCAAACGAAACUGGAUCAAUGCGUUUAGUGUUUGCAGAAUGUUUGGCAUGGAUCUGCUUCUGCCUGAAACAGCUGACGAAGAGAAAGAGAUGAUCGAAUUCAUGAAACUUGACAAUGAACNAAAUAAGAGAAACGGGGACGAUGGAGAAUCACGGGACAAGGUAAGCCAGCUCACCAAAGCAAGCCGAAAAAGCAAGCUGAAAUAUCCUGAAGGCCUCGGCAAGCCGAGAAAACGAGCUGAGAGAUAUCCGGAUCACAAGCCAAGCAAGCAAGCUGAGAGAAAUGAGGCAAGCCAAGCCAAGCCAAGCUGA
Molecule: messenger RNA, 1440 nt
Organism: Clunio marinus
Lineage: Eukaryota; Metazoa; Arthropoda; Insecta; Diptera; Chironomidae
Source: the annotation of a GenBank genome assembly